AUGACCGUCUUUGAACUUCCGGACUUCCCUCCUACGGCUGUCCGGAAAUCUCUUUCUCCGUCACAGCUCGCGACGCUGAACCAAACGAUAACCGCACGUCUACAGGAAACGUUGGCACUUCCGCCAGAAAAGCGCGACACCCAAGCGUCCCGUCGAUUUGUAGCAUCAUUUGCUCAGGAUACAGCGCUGCAGACCCUUCAGUCGCUGAUAUGGGGGAACCCGAGCAAGCUUUCUGCGGUAGAACAGUCGAUACGGUAUCGAGCGCUCUCGCUGGCGGAGAAAUUAGCUUCCGGGAUCGAACUGCAGACACUGUUGGAUCUUGCCAUCAUUUACUCAAAGUCUCGAACUCGAUUGCAGAAGAUCUUUGAGCAUUCUACUCCUCCACUACUCCCAAUCAUCCGGGAUGAGCUUAUCCCAGCAUUUGCGGCCAUUCUGGGUGAUUCGUCGACAGGCUUGUAUGGGAUCCGCAAAUCGGCCUACUGCAUACUGUCGUUUUUGCGUGUCGCUCCAGAGGAGGCCGUUCGUUCGUUUUACCACUCUAAACAGUUUGUUCUUGCCCUCGCCAGGUGCUAUGACCAAGGUCUCGCAACGAUGGCCCAGUCCUACGGUGGCCUGCGGAUGACGGAGAGCAGAGAUUUGGACGACUGGGAGCGGAUAUUCAUUGAGACCAAGGUGGAUAUUAUAGAUUCAUUCCAUAUCGUUCUUUCCUCGAUGCUUCGCGACCUCUCAAGUGCGUCAGGAAGAUCGCUGGCAGUGGAAUCCGAACGGACUUUUGAUAUCAUCUUUGCGUUACUGGAUAUUCGUCCUUCGUCUGCAGAUCCAAACACCCCGUUCCUCAACCGUCCGCUCUUGGCCGAUUAUCAGCAGUCGUAUACUCUUUCAAGAACUCUGGCGUCGGCUUUGCGGCAUGCGUCAGAGAAAGACGCGAGGUUGGACGUUCUUGAGAGCUCUUUGAGCUCUCUUGAAGGGGAGGGGGAGAAGGGACCUGGGGCGCUUAAACUGAUAAUCCGCUCGUCAGGUAUUCCACCCGGUGUGGAUAAUCGGGGGAAGAGCAGCGGUAAAGGAAAAGAAAAGGCUGUGCCUCCUCCCGAGGUAACGCUUCCCGAUCCAGAUAUUGAUCUCAAAGUAUCUCAAGUACUGGAUAUUUUCCCGGACUAUCCCCCCGAUUACAUCAGAAGUGCCCUCAUGCAUCCAUCAUACCCUUAUCGUGGGAAUCCUGAAAAGCUUAUUGAAGCCUUAUUGGAAGGCACGGCUCCGCCUGAAGACGAUGUUCGUCCUUCGCAGACAAGCCAGCCACGCAGGUCGUCCAAUGAGUUGGUAUAUACGAAGGGUCGACAAAACGUGUUUGACAACGAAAAAAUGGAUUUGUCCCUCCUGCAGCUUGGAAAGAAGAGAGAGGAUGAAACUGCCAUUCUGAGGGACCGAACAUUUAUGGAACAGAUGAAGGCCGACAUUCUUCGUCGUGCUGAAGAGAUAUCCGAUGAGGAGGAAGACGAGGCGGGAACUACUGGCGUAUUCGACGAAGAAGACCUCGAAUCUACAGUGAAGGUAGGCGGUGAUGGAGAGGAGAGUGAUGAAGACGAUGCGGAGGGCGUUGAUGUAAUAGAGGCAGCUCCCGCGAAACAGCUACCCGAAACCAUACUUGAAUUGGUGUAUAUUCAAGAUCCAAAACAGUUCGAUAGAGAUGCGAAUACUAGACGUAGUAGAGGUCGCGCUGAUCUGAAGGUGCAGACCGGCUGGAGUGAUGAGCAGAUAGAAGGCUGGCGCAUAAUGCUGGAACGCAAUCCUAAGAAGGACAAAAUUCUACAAAAACACGAGUUUUCCGGAAAUCAGCCGAUGGCAGGUCCUUUGCAAAGCAAUCGUGGAGGUGGACCUUCUCGUGGGGCCGGUCGAGGCCGCGGAGGUGGGGGCGGGGGUGAUGAGCAACAGUCCAGAGAUCGUGCCUGGAAAGACAAGAAUAAGGCCAGUCGAGGAAACCAUAACCGAAAGCGUGGACACGAUAAGAAAAUGGCGCGCGGAGGAGGUCCGUCGUAG
Messenger RNA from Guyanagaster necrorhizus, 2034 nucleotides. RefSeq lists its product as uncharacterized. Gene Ontology annotation, molecular function: ubiquitin binding. The transcript has 4 exons. The record is from RefSeq and is a predicted model, not a curated record. NCBI's taxonomy places the organism in Eukaryota, Fungi, Basidiomycota, Agaricomycetes, Agaricales, Physalacriaceae. Bases 1 to 2034 code for a protein of 677 amino acids.